Molecule: messenger RNA, 2158 nt
Organism: Andrographis paniculata
Lineage: Eukaryota; Viridiplantae; Streptophyta; Magnoliopsida; Lamiales; Acanthaceae
Product: sulfate transporter 3.1-like
Exons: 12
Coding region: 62-2014 (650 amino acids)
Biological process (GO): transmembrane transport
Cellular component (GO): membrane
Molecular function (GO): secondary active sulfate transmembrane transporter activity
Source: RefSeq, a predicted model, not a curated record
CAUUGCUACGUGCCAUGAAACCUGCAAGUAGUUCAGGAAACUUUACAAAUCAAUUUACAAAAUGAGCACUCCCGAGGACGACAAGUACCCGGCGGCGUCCAACGGCGAAAGCGCGUGCUACCGGCGCGCCGCCGUUCCUCCGCCGCUUCCGUUCGUGAAGUCGCUGAAGAACACAGUAAUGGAAACGUUCUUCCCCGACGACCCUUUCCGGCAGUUCAAAAACCAGCCGGCGAGGAGGAAACUGGUGUUGGGGCUGCAGUACCUCUGCCCCAUACUGGAGUGGGGCCCGCGCUACACCUUGGAUUUCUUCAAGGCCGACCUCGUCGCCGGAAUCACCAUCGCCAGCCUCGCCGUGCCGCAGGGCAUCAGCUACGCCAAGCUCGCAAAUCUGCCCCCCAUUCUCGGCCUCUACUCGAGCUUUGUGCCGCCGUUGGUGUACGCGGUGCUGGGGAGCUCCCGGGACUUGGCGGUGGGGACGGUGGCGGUCGGCUCGCUGCUCAUGGGGUCAAUGCUCACCCGAUUGGUCAACGCCAAUGAGAAUCCUCAGCUCUACCUACGUCUGGCUUUCACGGCGACGCUCUUCGCCGGCGUUCUCGAAGCUUCCCUCGGAAUCUUCAGGUUAGGGUUUAUAGUGGAUUUUCUGUCGCACGCCACAAUAGUAGGGUUUAUGGGCGGCGCCGCCACCGUCGUCAUACUCCAGCAGCUGAAGGGCGUGUUUGGCCUAGAACAUUUCACCCAUGAAACCGACAUUAUCUCUGUCUCUAAAGCUGUUUUCACUCAAUUUCAUAAGUGGAGAUGGGAAAGUGCUGUGUUGGGAUGUGCCUUCCUUUCCUACAUGCUGCUUAUCAGAUAUUUUAGCAAAAAGAAGCCAAUCCUUUUCUGGGUGUCAGCCAUGGCUCCACUGACAUCAGUGACUCUGGGAAGCAUACUGGUUUUCCUCACCCAUGCCGAAAGACAUGGCGUCCAAGUGAUAGGACAAUUGAAGAAAGGGAUAAAUCCUCCCUCGAUAAUGGAUCUCGACUUCGAUUCCAAGUAUCUGACUGGCGUCAUCAAAACCGGCAUCGUCACAGGCAUUAUUGCUCUUGCCGAAGGAAUAGCAGUGGGAAGAAGCUUUGCCAUGUACAAAAACUACAACAUUGAUGGCAACAAAGAGAUGAUUGCAUUUGGGAUGAUGAACAUUGCUGGUUCUUGCACUUCUUGCUACCUAACUGCAGGACCAUUUUCAAGAUCAGCUGUAAACUUCAACGCAGGAUGCAAAACUGCAGUUUCCAACAUAGUAAUGGCCUUUGCAGUGAUGAUAACAUUGUUGUUUCUAACCCCUUUGUUUCACUACACCCCGCUCGUCGUGCUGUCCGCCAUUAUCAUCGCUGCGAUGCUCAGCGUCAUAGACUAUCAAUCAGCAAUCCAUCUAUGGCAUGUCGACAAAUACGACUUUGUUGUGUGCUUGAGCGCAUACAUUGGCGUGGUUUUUGCCGACAUUGAAGUUGGCCUAAUGUUGGGGGUUGGAUUAUCUCUUUUGAGGGUUUUGUUAUUCGUCGCGAGGCCAAGAACUUUAGUUCUUGGAAGCAUUCCUCACUCGAACAUCUAUAGAAGCAUCGAACAAUAUCAGGACACCAAUGCUGCUAAAGGGGUGCUUAUACUUGAGAUAGAUGCUCCAAUAUAUUUCGCCAAUUCAAACUACCUAAGAGAAAGGAUUCUAAGAUGGGUCGACGAGGAAGAAGACAAGUUGAAAUCAUCGAAAGAAGCAAGCUUGCAAUAUUUAGUACUCGACUUGAGUGCUGUUGGAAACAUUGAUACGAGUGGGAUAAGCAUGCUCGAUGAGGUUAAGAAGAUACUUGAUCGAAGGGAGCUCAAGAUGGCGCUUGCGAAUCCGGGGGCAGAAGUGAUGAAGAAGAUGAACAAGUCGAAGUUCUUGGAAAGGAUAGGGCAAGAUUGGGUGUUUAUGACAGUGGAAGAAGCUGUUGAUGCAUGCAACUACAUGCUCCAAACUUGCAAAUUGCAACCUUUAAUUUGAUUCUCAUGAUCAUGAUCAACAAUGUAAUAGAAAUUAAUAUCGUGUAAGUUAUUGAAACACAAUUAAUAUAGCUUGUUAAAUUAGUAAAAAUAUGUAUCUUUGAUGCUUGUAUGUAAUCCAUCUUUAAAUAAUUUUUUGCCCCAA